This is a messenger RNA of Metarhizium brunneum ARSEF 3297, 702 nucleotides long. It is a transcript of the gene PRTB, whose product is annotated as Scytalidopepsin B. Gene Ontology annotation, molecular function: glutamic-type endopeptidase activity. The record is from RefSeq and is a predicted model, not a curated record. Gene Ontology annotation, biological process: proteolysis. NCBI's taxonomy places the organism in Eukaryota, Fungi, Ascomycota, Sordariomycetes, Hypocreales, Clavicipitaceae.
AUGAAGUUGUCAGCAAUCAGCGCAGCCGCUUGCAUCCUCAGCGUCCUAGCAGCCCCCGGACCCGGGAGACCCCCCGACAGCCUCGCCGCCCGUCAAGUGCAGCAGCCCUGGGCCGGCGCCGUCCAGCAAGGCCAAGGCCUCAGCUACGUCACGGGAACGGUGAGAGUGCCCCGGAUCGCAGGGCAGCCCUCGCGCUCCGCCGUAGCGGCGUGGGUCGGCAUCGACGGGCUCCGCUGCCGCCGGGCGAUUCUCCAAACGGGCCUCAGCUUCUACGGCGACGGCGCCGUGGUCCCCUGGUACGAGUGGUGGCCGGCGCCGUCGCACGCGUACCCGGGUCCCGCGUUCCGCGCGUCCCCCGGCGAUCUGGUCCGGAUGAGCGUCCACGCGUGGUCGGCCACCUCGGGCAACGCCACGCUGGAGAACCUCUCGACGGGGCAGGUUGUUGCGCGGGAGCUUUACGGCCAGGCGCCGCUUUGCGGUACCGACGCUGACUUUGUGCUGGAGGACUUUGGUGAUUACACGGGCGGGCAUGUGCCGCUGGUGAAUUUCGGCGAGAUUGAUAUUUGGAAUACGUGGGCGUAUGGGAGUAGUGGGUGGGUGGACGCCGAGGGGGCGAGUAUCGUGAAUUUGGAGAUUGACAAUAGGGUGCGGUCGAGCUGCGGCUCAAACGCUAAUGGCGUAAGGUGCGAUUAUCUUUGGUAG